AUGACGGCUGCAGGGGAGACUGCACAAUUGGAGCUUGAAAACAGCCAUCCAGGUAGGCAUAAUGAAUUCUAUGUGCAGAGACGAGAACAUGGCAGCAGAAUGCUGCACAGGGAGGAAAGCCACACGAAUAAAGAUGAAACUGCUCUCUACAAGAAGCAAAACAACAAGGUAGCCACGGGGAAUUCCCUUGAGGCAAAAGAUAACUCAACAUUGUGGUGGUACUAUGGGGCGACGGAUGAUAUGGCGAUCGCAUUAGGAUAUGGUGCCACUGUCAUGGGAAUCGUGGGAGGCCACCAAGCUGAUGGUUUCCGCUAG
Messenger RNA from Histoplasma capsulatum G186AR, 315 nucleotides. RefSeq lists its product as uncharacterized. The transcript has 4 exons. Lineage: Eukaryota; Fungi; Ascomycota; Eurotiomycetes; Onygenales; Ajellomycetaceae. The record is from RefSeq and is a predicted model, not a curated record. Bases 1 to 315 code for a protein of 104 amino acids.